This is a messenger RNA of Cladocopium goreaui, 1296 nucleotides long. NCBI's taxonomy places the organism in Eukaryota, Dinophyceae, Suessiales, Symbiodiniaceae. The record is from the annotation of a GenBank genome assembly.
AUGCCUGAGAGACCGCAAAGCGUGGACAGUUCUUUGGGGGGCUCCAAGCGUUGGAGCUGUGGUACCCUUGAAGAGGGCAUCGAGCAUGUCCAAGGGGCAGCGCACAACAAGUCAAAAUCUCUUGAAGAAGAACAGCUACUUAGAGAAUUACAGGAGCUAGAUCUGCAAGAGAAGGAGUUGAAUGGAACACCUGCCGCUGGCGAAAAAGAUCCAUCGGAGCUCGAGACUCUUCCAGCUACCGAAGAAGAACUCUGUGCUGCUACUUUGGGCGAGGAUCAGACUGGUGUGGGCGCUCCUGUGGCAACCCCAGUUCGCAAACGAGAUGAGCAUUCUGGGGAACCACCUUCCAAAGCUGCCAAGACCGAACCUGCUACUUUGACACCUGUGACACCUGCGUCCCAAGGGUCCCCGCAAACUGGCAAUGCACCAGAAAGCCCACCCACACCUGAGAUCGAGCCAAGGGAUGGAAAGAGACCUGCGUGGCUUCAGGGUUUAACGAUUCGCCAGUUCAAUGCACGCAGAGCUGCGAAAGCUCGCAUUGACCGGAUGGUCAAGCCCCACAGCCGCCGCAGAGAGCUCGACCCCCCAAGUUGGCUUGUAGAAGAGUGGAGGAAGGGGGAUAAGAACAGCAUGGCGGACCUUUACAGUUCUGUUAAUUUCGACAAGGAGCGUUUCUUGAACGAACUGCACAUUCUGGUCAAGAAGAAGCAGACGUUCAAACUCACCGUCGACCAAGGUUGGUUCUCAGAGCAAGAGAUGAAAGAUGAGCUCAGUUGGUCACAGUCGAAGAUCAAUGGAGCAAAGUCCAGAUGCUUACAAAUGGCAGAGACCCAUGUGAGGAACAAUGCAUACGACGGUGUCCAAGAGUUUUGGAUUAUCGUGAAGGAACGGGCCCGGAGCACAGAGGAGAGCAGCUAUGAGGAGCUUCAACACCAAGUAUCCAAGGCAGCUGCAGCGCCCACGUGCCAGUUUGACAAGAAGUUCGAGGGCUUAAGUGGUAAUUCUGCCCGCACCCAGAAAGAACAGCAGUCUACCGCAGAGAUUACCCAACAUGACAAGUAUAUGCAGACCAAAGAGCGUCUGACGAAGUUCUUGGAGUCCAUCAUGAACAAGAGCGGCAAGCUUCGCAGUUUGAUCAGGGAAUUGAGCACCAAGUAUUCUGAUGCAGCCGCUGCCUCGUGUGUGACUUCCUUGGAAGCGGAGAUCAAGAAGAUUGACCAGCAGUAUGACAUCUGCAACGAAGCUAUGGCUCAGGGGGAGCUGGAUGGUUUUACAAGAUGGCGGAGGACCGGAUGA